UCGGUAGACGUCACUCAUCUGCAUAGGGAGUAAAAUGCAACCAUCCUGGAAGGCUUCUGUUCUGUCUUUGCUUCCACGAAACGCUCUGUAUCUCCCCCGUGCAAUAAAAGGACCUAAUAAUUGCUGCACCUCCGAAACUACAAACAUGGAAGGAGUAGGAUGUUACUAGCAUCCGCCGUAGUGGUAUGGGAAUGGCUGAACGAGCACGGACGCUGGCGGCCCUACAGCCCGGCUGUCUGUCAUCACAUCGAGGCAGUCAUCCGGAGCGACCCGCGCUGUGGUAGUGUCGUCCUCGGCCAGGUGGACUCUCGCCUCUCGCCCUACAUCAUCGAUUUGCAUUCCAUGCACCAGUUCCGACAGGACACAGGUACCCUAAGACCGGUGCGACGCAGCUUCUACGACCCCACAUCAGCGCCAGGCCAGGGCUGGUUGUGGGAGUGGGAGAACGACGCUGGCAGCUGGACAGCAUACGACACUGAGGUGGGCAUUGCAAUCCAGGCAGCGCGCGACCGUCAGCAGCCCUGGCUGGACCUGGCGCCGCUGGGUUUCUGCUACCUCAUUGACUUCGAAAGUAUGACCCAAAUCAAUGGGCAAACGCAGCGCUGCAGACGCAUCCAGCGCCGUUCUGAUCUGGCUUACCCGCUGGUUUCUGGGCCACUACCCAAGUCUCACCAUGCCUGGGGGCCAACGUCCAUGCCCGGACACGGAGGACUUCUAGGUGUUGAUGUAUCUGGAGUGGGCAUGGGGAUCCGGAUGAGCAGCAGUGGGACUGGAAACGGGAGUGCGUACCCCAGCGGGGCGCUCCCGGCUUCAGCCAUCACUUCCUUGGGACAGCCAUGCGCCUGUCAGCAGUGUAUGCUGGUGCUAAGUGUCAAAGCAGGCACUAUGUCGACCGCUCACACUCUCGGUCGAAGACCACCACAGACUAAACCACCAAGUCCCAAACUAAGCAGCCUCCCCAUCCCAGGAGGCUCUUAUUCACUAACCCUCCCUCGGCCUCCAACCCUGUCGAGGUCACUUUCCCCCCACAGGACAUCCAUGGUUGGGGCGACAGGUGGAUUCAACAUAGGUGGAAUGGGAGGUGCGGGAGGUAUGAGCAUGGUUGGUGCUAGCAGCGUUGGCACUACAAGCCUUGGCUACGGAGGAGGCUUCACCCAUUCUCUUUCCCUUCUUGGGUCAGCCACAGCUGGCCUCUCCAUCUCCUCCACAAGGCCCCCACCUCCUCCUCUCCCACCACCGCUGCCACCGCCCCCCCCACCCUCCACUACGCUAUCAUCUUCCACCACCUCCACCCCUCACCCUUCCACCUCUGUCUCCUCUCUCUCCAUUUCCUGUUCUGCCCCCACAGCACCUGCCUCAGGGCCACCUCUCAUCUCCACAGCUACAUCCACCUGCACCCCAUCACCUUCUGCCCGUGUCCUGGGUCCAGUGUCUUCAUCCGGUGCUGCCGCGGCUGCUGCCUGCGCAGCGCCCCUGCCACCUCGGUCUAGCCUCGCAGGGCUGAGCCGUCCCGCGCUGCAGCGUAUCGCCAUGGCUCAGUCGCGUGCCCUUAUCGCCUCUGGAGUGCCAACAGUUCCAGUGAAGAACCUGAAUGGAUCCAGUCCUGUACAUCCUGCACUGGCAGGUAUAACAGGCAUCUUGAUGAGCGCAGCAGGGCUUCCUGUCUGCCUGACCCGCCCUCCCAAGCUGGUGCUUCAUCCUCCACCUGUCAGCAAGAGCGACCUCAAACCUGUCCCGGGGUUGGGCCACUGCUGUCGCAAGACCACAAAGAAACAGGCCCGGAAAGGCAAGACUCCAGAGGAAGUGGUGAAGCGCUACCUCCAGAAAGUGCGAAAUCCCCCAGAGGAGGAUUGCACCAUCUGUAUGGAGGCCUUGGCCGGACCAUCGGGCUACAAAGGUCCUGGUGUGGGUGGCAUCUCCAGGGCCGAGUCGGUGGGUCGUCUGGCACAAUGCGGUCACCAGUACCACCUGCAGUGCCUCGUUGCUAUGUACAAUAACGGCAACAAGGAUGGCAGCCUGCAGUGUCCCACCUGCAAGACCAUUUACGGAGUAAAGACUGGCAACCAGCCACCCGGCAAGAUGGAGUACCAUGUCAUCCCGCACUCCCUGCCUGGCCACCCAGACUGCAAAACCAUCCGGAUCAUAUACAACAUCCCUCCUGGCAUCCAGGGCCCAGAGCACCCAAAUCCAGGCAAACCCUUCACUGCACGUGGGUUCCCCAGACACUGCUACCUUCCUGAUAGCGAGAAGGGACGCAAGGUUCUGAGGCUGCUUCUGGUAGCGUGGGAUCGUAGGCUCAUUUUCUCUGUGGGUACGUCGAGCACUACAGGUGAGAGCGACACAGUCAUCUGGAACGAGGUGCAUCACAAGACCGAGUUCGGCUCCAACCUCACGGGCCACGGGUACCCCGACCCCGGCCACCUGGACAAUGUCCUCGAAGAGCUCAAAGCUCAGGGCAUCACCGAGGAAGAGUGUCUACCCAGAGACUGAGCAGAGACAUUCACAGCACUGAAGACACAAGAAGAUACCAGGCGUGAGUCUUUAAACACAAUCCUGGGACUGGGAUCCGCAGCUAGGCGGACCAGUUAUUUUCAAAAUGUGACGAAACGAACAGAGGAAACUUUUACACCAGAUGAUGGAGAAGGACUAUAAAACAAAACCCCCAACAGAAAUAGCUUCAGCAGAAUUUGCUGCGACUCAAUUUUUUUUUUCUCUUACGACUGCAUGAGUCAGUUUUGAUACGUAUGUGGGGAAUCAUUUUCUUUCCUGAUGCAGUAACGGUGUCAAGGUUGCCGAUGUUACUCAGUGAGACAUUUGAGACCACUGUGCACAUACGAGUCAUUGUUAGUUUGUGGGGGAAACAAAAAUUGUCAUUUAUACUGUCAGACUUCAUAUCAAGAAUGUAACUAAUUGAUUUUGUUUUUCUUAAGUGAUGAAGUGUUUACCACUCCUGCUGCUGCUGAACCGAAUGGAAGUGAAAUUUAAGAAAUUAAUGUGGGUUCGUUUUUAAAGUGUUAGUCCACAAGCAGAAGCAGAUAAAUCCUUCAAAUGUUUAACUGGAUAUCUGAGCAUGGAUAUUUGCUGACCUCUAGUGGUACUUUUCCAGAACUACAUUCCUUUUUAGGUUUGAUUUUUAACUUGUGUUCUUGUAUGUUAUGAAUACUUCAUAUAUUAUAUGAUAUCAGUUCCAUUAAUUCAUGUUUUUUUAUACUAUAAUUUCACAUUUUGUUUAAUAUGCUGUGUUCCAUUGUAUUGUUUUGGGGUUUGGCUUGACAGACAAAGACAUGGGAGGGAAGUUUAGAUAAGCUGCUGGUGUACCAGAGUUUGCCUGAUACUUUAUAUGCCAUUUACCAGCCCCUUUCUUUAAAAACAAUCAUUUUUUUAGUAUUUUUCUAUUUAAGAAAUAAGCUGACAUUCCUGAAUCCUUUGGCCCUGAGAGCAUGGGUGUAUUUAACAGCUUUCUAUGUCUUCUUGUAUCUGCAUUAAUGUUAAUGACUGAUAGAGGAAACCCUAUCGUGGAUUAAUCCAUUACCCCCCUAGGAGGCGUAAAUUCCCCAAAAGCUAGGAUUGGACCUCCUGCCUGAGCUCAGAUUUGCACAGUGUUUUUUACUUAGUGUCAAAAGGAAACAGCUUGUAUCUACUGUAUUAUUUUUUUUCUUUUAUUGUGUAGGAUACACACCAGCCUCAAAUGCUCUAAUCACACUACAGAAUGUGGUCAUCGGUUGUAUUUGUCAUGUUUUGUUUUUUGCCAUGUGCGGUUCUAAAAGACUAUCUUGAUGUGGGUCCAGCUUGGGCCAAAGUGGUCCACUGUGGACCAGGUUGUUAUGUUAAAGAGAAAUGCAGCAGUAUGUGUCAACAUACUAAUGUAGGCCAACAUCAAAAGCAUUUUUACUUUAUGAUAUUUUAUGUAUGCACUGUAUUCUAUGUAUAUGUUUUAUGUGCAUAAAUUUGCAUUAAACAUUUUUCUAAGGUUCAAA
Pelmatolapia mariae (spotted tilapia) is the source of this 3977-nucleotide messenger RNA. RefSeq names its product deltex 4, E3 ubiquitin ligase a (gene dtx4a). Gene Ontology annotation, cellular component: nucleoplasm. The transcript is spliced from 9 exons. NCBI's taxonomy places the organism in Eukaryota, Metazoa, Chordata, Actinopteri, Cichliformes, Cichlidae. The coding region runs from base 160 to 2490 and encodes 776 amino acids. Gene Ontology annotation, biological process: Notch signaling pathway; protein ubiquitination. Gene Ontology annotation, molecular function: ubiquitin protein ligase activity; zinc ion binding. The record is from RefSeq and is a predicted model, not a curated record.